Glycine soja is the source of this 1498-nucleotide messenger RNA. Its product is annotated as nudix hydrolase 2-like. Gene Ontology annotation, molecular function: NADH pyrophosphatase activity; NAD binding; ADP-ribose diphosphatase activity. The record is from RefSeq and is a predicted model, not a curated record. The transcript is spliced from 9 exons. NCBI's taxonomy places the organism in Eukaryota, Viridiplantae, Streptophyta, Magnoliopsida, Fabales, Fabaceae. Bases 74 to 1090 code for a protein of 338 amino acids.
UGAGUUUCAAAGAAAACCUAAUAAUUACUUAGUCUUGAUAUUCUCUCUUGCGUUGAUCAUUGCAUUUGAUUGCAUGAUGAUGAGUUCUAGAGCUAGUAAGCUUGUUUCUUCCUCCCUUUUGGCAGCUUCAAAAUUGUUACUUAAAUCUUCUUCUUCUGCUCCUCCACUUCAAACUACAGCUCUUGUUGGCUCAAUGGUCCCUAAAGUUCAAGGCCCGAAGCACAGUUCUGGUUUCCCUAGAUCAUACAUGUCAGCUACCUUAGCUUCUCUGGCCAAGGAAGAGGAAGUGCCAAGUAAAGGCAUUAAUACACUCAGAGCAAUUGAAGACCAACAUGGGGGAGUUAUUGUAAACAUUGAGAACCCUAUGGAUUCCUCAGUUUUCUCUUCUUUGCUUGAAGCUUCAAUAUCACAAUGGAGGGAACAGGGAAAGAAGGGAGUGUGGAUCAAGCUGCCCAGAGAACAUUCAAAUCUUGUGGAUUCUGCAGUUAAGGCUGGAUUCCGAUUCCACCAUGCUGAACCAGAUUACUUGAUGCUCGUGAAUUGGAUUCCCAAUACUCCCGAUACACUUCCUGCAAAUGCUUCGCACCGCGUUGCUGUUGGUGCUUUUGUCAUGAAUGCCAAUAGGGAGGUGCUUGUGGUUCAGGAGAGCAAUGGCAGGUUUAGUGGCCAAGGAAUCUGGAAGUUGCCUACCGGAGGCGUUGAUGAAGGUGAAGAUAUUUGUACUGCUGCAGUUAGAGAAGUCAAAGAAGAGACAGGGAUAGAUACAAAGUUUGUGGAGGUCAUAGCAUUCAAGGAAAGGCAUAAAUCUUUCUUCCGAAAAUCAGAGUUGUUCUUCAUUUGCAUGUUGCAACCUCAUUCCUUUAAAAUUCAGAGACAAGUUUCAGAAAUUGAGGCAGCUCAGUGGAUGGCAAUUGAGGAUUACAUGGCCCAGCCUUUUGUCCGAGAAAAUGAGCUAUUUGACUUUCUUACCAAAAUAGGGUUAUCAAAAUUUAAUGGCAAAUACAGUGGCUUUUCCACCGUACUCUCUAGCACUUCCUCUUGCAAGAAAUCUUACUUUUACUUCAACAACAACGACGCUGGUCACAUUUAGCUUCCAAACUUUAACAAUUUGGGACGUUAAUUUCUUGCAAAUUGCAAGCUUGACUUAUUGGCCUCCAUUAUUUAGCACUCACUUAAUUUUAAUUAUUAAGUGUUGUUAGCAUUGUACAUAGAUCUCGACAUCCACACACAAGUUUGAAAUCAUAGGCAUUUUUUUUUUCUUCCAAACCGUGUAAGGAGAUAGGAAAAAUUAAUUAAUUUUUUCAAUUUACAAUUUGUUCAUUUUAUUAAGUCUUUCAUUCAUACUCAUAGGAGGAGGACUGGUGAUUUUUUUUUAGUUCUUUAUUACAUCAAAAGCCAAGUGUCAACUGUAGUGUUGUCAUACUUUGGGAUUGUAAUAAUUGCUAUUUCAUAGCCCACCAUUAAUGGAAGAAAUAAGAAUUUCAUUAUAAUUUUAUUA